This is a messenger RNA of Ceratitis capitata (Mediterranean fruit fly), 1277 nucleotides long. Its product is annotated as glucosidase 2 subunit beta. Gene Ontology annotation, biological process: N-glycan processing. NCBI's taxonomy places the organism in Eukaryota, Metazoa, Arthropoda, Insecta, Diptera, Tephritidae. The transcript has 2 exons. Gene Ontology annotation, cellular component: glucosidase II complex. The record is from RefSeq and is a predicted model, not a curated record. Bases 198 to 833 code for a protein of 211 amino acids.
ACCCUUAACGAUUAACCCUUGCCACGGCAGCACACACUACGAUAACGCUGACAAGUAAACAAAAAUAAUUUUUGACAACUUUGCAAUUCUUAUAUAUUUGGAUCAUUUUGAGUACAUUAUUGUUUAUUUAGAUUUUCGAAAAAAAUAACAAAUUUUGAAUAUAGGCGUUAGUAGCAAAGUUCAACAAAUUUCUCACAAUGCGAAAGACUUGGGUGAAGCGAGAAAAUAUUUACUAUAAACCAUUCUAUAAGCAAAAAUCCAAAAUGUUUUUAUUAGGAGUUUUUUUAUUAGGGAUAGUUUUUAUAAUUUAUCAGGCCUUUUCUAUUAAUCAACUACCAAGUGCUAGUACGCCGUGGAGUUUCGAAGGUACUAUGCAGGGACUUCGUAAGAAACAUAUGGAAAUGAUCAAAUCAUUAGGUCGGAAGCAAAGUGAUGGCUACGAUGACGGAGGGGGUGGUGGCGAUGGUGCUCUAUCUCUGGACAACAACGAAGAGGAAGAUUCCAUUAAAAUUAUACGUGGCAUACGGCUAUACGAUUAUGAUUCUUAUAAGCCCAACUUUGACGGAAAUUUUCGAUGUUUAGAUGGCAGUAAGGAAGUGUCCUUCAAACGUGUUAACGAUGAUUUCUGCGAUUGCCUUUCUGAUGGGAGUGACGAACCAAGUACUAAUGCUUGUGCCAAAGGCCGUUUCUAUUGUAAAUAUCAAAAACGGCAUAUCACCGGUCGCGGUGUAGAUGUAUACGUUCCAAGUAGUCGCAUUAAUGAUGGUAUUUGUGAUUGCUGCGAUGGUAGUGACGAAUGGUUAACCAUUACUUGUAAAAACAAAUGUACAUAAUAAGCAUAUAUUUAUGUCUUGAAGUAAACUCAAUUUAGUUAUUCUUUACAUUAGUGAUAUAUUUUUACCUACUAUAUAGAAAAAUAUUUCGAAAGCUGAUAUUCAAAAUAACUUAAUUAAACACAAAGGAUACUUGUUUAGAUAGGCUAUAUUGAAUAUAAGACCUCGAUAUCCCGCUCUAUGUCAUAAAUAGAAAUAUAAUUUCAAUAAAACGUUAGGAUAAUGUAGAACUAAACACACAAUGACAAUGAAGUGAUUUUAAAUAGAUUAUGAAUUGAAUAUGUUAAAUGAUGCUAUGCAUCAAAUGUCGUCUUGUAAGUCUUAUCUAUUUCGCAGUUAUAAAUCAACUACUGUACUAAGUGAUAAUAAGUUCAUUGUAUACUCAAAAUUUGUUAUAAAACAUAAAAGACGAUUAAAUUCGAAUGUAUAAUUAGAUUUUAUAUU